Sceloporus undulatus (fence lizard) is the source of this 2070-nucleotide messenger RNA. It is a transcript of the gene CCNL2, whose product is annotated as cyclin L2. NCBI's taxonomy places the organism in Eukaryota, Metazoa, Chordata, Lepidosauria, Squamata, Phrynosomatidae. Gene Ontology annotation, cellular component: nucleus. The transcript is spliced from 7 exons. Gene Ontology annotation, biological process: regulation of transcription by RNA polymerase II. Bases 961 to 1860 code for a protein of 299 amino acids. The record is from RefSeq and is a predicted model, not a curated record. Gene Ontology annotation, molecular function: cyclin-dependent protein serine/threonine kinase regulator activity.
AGUGACUAAGACUUCUCCUCUGCUGCCCAAGCGCUAUGGUGCAGGGAUAACUGCCGUCUUCAGUCAAACCCAAGCGGGCUCCACAGAGAGAAGGCUGACUAGACAGGUGGUAUGCGUACGCCAGUAGAGUUAAAAACUGGCCGACUUCUGCUUGCUGUUAUUUUUCCAACUUGUUGAAAUUUUCUUUGCACACUUGAACGGAUGAAGUACUGCUGUUUUACUGACAAGAUGUUCUGAUGCCAUGUGAGGGCAAUCUGGAGGCAGCCCAGUGACAACUCAUUGAAGAAAACUACUUGAACGUAAUCCACCAGCAGCAAUAGUGCUAAACACUGAGAUUGAACUACUGAGGCUGUGUUUUGCUGUCUAAAAGAAAUGUUUGUGCCGUAUGAUUUUCCUGAGUGGACACGUUUCCCUCCAAUAGAAAACUACAACAGAAGAAAGAGACUAAAGGGAUGGAAGAAAUCCUUGCUUCUCCCAAAGAAACUCCACUGGAUCUGCAACCUCAGACUGUCUGUUUGUUUUAAUUUGCAUGCUGCUCUCUGCAAAGGGAUUAAGCCUAGAUCUUGAUGAGUAUUCUUCAAACUAUGCUACAAGGAAAAAAAAGACCGAAUAAAUUUUAUUACUAUUACUAUGCUACAAGUUGUACCUAUCUUCCAAAAUAAAAUAAAGGCGAUGCUUUGAAUGAGAAUAGGCCAGUAGGUGUUAGCUGGCAGAAAAGUGAAGUUAAAAUUGGUUCUCUUUCAUACAUCCAGAUCAUUAAGUUUUUGCUGGACAGCCUUCUUUGGAAGGAGGUUGUCCAUUGUAACAUCUUGUCAGAUUUCACAGGGUUAUUUAACAUUCAAAGCUAGCUGUAGGAUGUCUAGAGAGCUAGCCACAACAUCCAUUUAAAAAGUGAUAGCACAAGAAGGAAUGUGGUAGGGCUCUCCAAUUUUCGUUCUUCUUUGUCUUCUCAGGAAUUAUAUGAAUGAUAGCCUGAGGACAGAUGUCUUUGUAAGAUUCCACCCUGAGACUAUUGCUUGUGCCUGUAUUUAUCUUGCUGCUAGGACUCUUCAGAUUCCACUUCCAAAUCGUCCCCACUGGUUUCUACUUUUCGGAGCUAAAGAGGAGGAAAUUCAGGAUAUCUGCACUAAAAUCUUACAACUAUAUACAUGGAAAAAGGUUGAUUUGGCUAUCCUGGAAAGCCGAAUAGAGAAGAGGAAAUUGGCCCUAGAAGAGGAGAAAGCGCAUGCAAAAGGCCUCUUACCUGAUGGGACACCCAGUUUGGAUACUGUGUCGGGGUUUUCUCCUGUCCCCAAAACUGAGUCGCCAAAAGAAACUAAAGGUGCCAAGCCUUCCCCGCUUGCUGUGCAGGUGAUAAAAAAUGCCAAGAGAAAAAUGGAAGGAACGAAGAGAGUGAAAUCAAAUAGUCCCGUCAAUGGCAUUCAGAAAGGCAAGAGUCGGAGUGCAAGUAGAGACCAGAGUUAUUCAAGGUCACCCUCAAGAUCACCUUCUCCAAAACGGAGGAAAAGCGAAAGCUACUCUGCAUCAAGUGGCACCAAAUCCCAUAGCCGUUCAAGGAGCCGCAGCGAUUCUCCCCCACGUCAAUUCAGUCGCAGCAGUUCCAGUUACAAAGGUUCCAAGAUGAGGAGUUACAAAAAGGCCAAGGGGUACAAGUAUGCCUCCCCCAAGCAGCAGAAGUCCCGCAGCCGCAGCUCAUCCCGGUCCAGGAGCCGCUCGCGGGAACGUUCAGAUCACUCUGGGAAGUACAAGAAGAAGAGCCACUACUACAGGGAUCAGAGGCAUGAGCGGCCACACCCCUAUGAAAGGCCAAGCCAUCACUAUGAGAGAGACCAUCAUGGCCAUAGCCGGCAUAGGAGGUGAAAUGUGAAGGAUUCUGGAUUCAACGUGGUGCCUGUUUCAAUCUAGGCUGUUCUGUGAUAUCUCACAAACUUGCCCCUGACAUAGUUCUUUGUGGGUUUUUUGGGCUAUGUGGCCAUGUUCUUGCUGAGUUUUCUUUCUGACGUUUGGCCAGCCUCUGUGGCUGGCAUCUUCGGAAAGUGCUUUUCCUGGAAAAAUUGGGUGUAUAUAUAG